GAAACGGAUGGAAGAGCAUAAAUAGACACAAGACUUGAAAAGUCCAUCUAACACUUUGAACUUGAAUUUUGAUCACAUUUCCAUCUUCUCUUUCCCUUCCAACAAUGGAAAAUUUUUCCUACAAUUACUCAAACCCUAACCCUAAUAAUGGAGAUAUUUAUAGCUCGAAUUUUAUCGAUACACCGGAGAAUUUUGAGCUCUCCGAUACACCGGAGAAUUUUGAGCUCUCCGGUUAUUAUCUCUUCCCUGAAGAUGGAUUGAGUGAUGAGUUUUUGUCACAAAAUGAAUUUGUUCAAAGUGCUUCCGAUAGUAGAGGAUCAUAUUCCAAUAUUAAACCCGCUCCAACAACUACUCAUCAUAACAUGCAAGUAAAAUGUACAAAAGGUGUAAUGAAGAAGGUGGAUGCAAAGUCUAGGGUUGCAUUUAGAUUUAGAUCAGAGUUGGAGGUGUUGGAUGAUGGAUAUAAAUGGAGGAAAUAUGGCAAGAAGAUGGUCAAGAAUAGUCCAAAUCCAAG
This is a messenger RNA of Capsicum annuum, 514 nucleotides long. RefSeq names its product probable WRKY transcription factor 50. Lineage: Eukaryota; Viridiplantae; Streptophyta; Magnoliopsida; Solanales; Solanaceae. Gene Ontology annotation, molecular function: sequence-specific DNA binding; DNA-binding transcription factor activity. The record is from RefSeq and is a predicted model, not a curated record. Gene Ontology annotation, biological process: regulation of DNA-templated transcription.